GAUCUGUCAGAACAAACAUCUGCUGAAGACACUGACAUCUGAUCUGUCAGAACAAACAUCUGCUGAAGACACUGACAUCUGUCACUCAUACAGGAAGUCCAUUCAACUCAAAGGCAAACAGACGUCUAUCACAACAAUGAUGUCCAUCCUGCUGCUGGCUCUAAUGGUCCCAGUGGUGGUGCAGUCCUCCCUGCAUCCAGUGGACUGUGAUGAGGUCUACAGAUCAGGCUCUGGACAAAACGGGGUCUACACCAUCUACCCUGCCGGACCCACCUCACCUGUCCAGGUGUUCUGUGACAUGGGAUUGGAAAGUGCUUAUCUAGGAAAGUGGACGUUGAUUCAGAGCCGACAGGAUGGAUCAGUGAACUUCCACAGGAAGUGGGAUCAGUACAAGAGUGGUUUUGGGAGCGCAGCUGGAGAGUACUGGCUGGGUCUGGAGACAAUGCAUCUCCUGACUAUGAAAGGAACCUAUGAGCUGAGGGUGGACAUGGAGGACUUUGAGGGGAAGAAGGUCUAUGCUCAGUACUCCUCCUUCUCUGUUGGAUCAGAGGCUGAAGGAUACCUGCUAACACUGGGCUCAUUCAAAGAUGGAGGAGCAGGAGAUUCUCUGGUUUUUCACAAUGGUCAUAAAUUUACAACAUUAGAUAAAGACCAGGACCUUAACGGAGCCAACUGUGCCCAAGUGUACUACGGAGGAUUUUGGCACAACGACUGCCAUUUUGCUAACCCCAAUGGGAUAUAUGCAUGGGGCGAGUCUGCCUAUGGUAUUGGCAUCAACUGGAAAACAUGGAAAGGCUAUACAUACUCCCUGAAAACCAUCACUAUGAAGAUCAGACCAGCCACUGCAUAGAAGUGAAUUAGCUUAACUGAUAACCACCUCUAUUUCUAACACAACUGUACAAUCUGAUUUUUCAAUAACAAUUACUGCCAUACAAACAAU
Molecule: messenger RNA, 940 nt
Organism: Coregonus clupeaformis (lake whitefish)
Lineage: Eukaryota; Metazoa; Chordata; Actinopteri; Salmoniformes; Salmonidae
Product: microfibril-associated glycoprotein 4-like
Exons: 7
Coding region: 137-850 (237 amino acids)
Biological process (GO): elastic fiber assembly
Source: RefSeq, a predicted model, not a curated record